AAGAAAUUAAAGAAAGUUCGUAUUGUUUUCAGCUCCAUACUGAUUGUCGCAAGUUGCAGUUUCUUGCGAACUUUUUCCGGAAUGGGUGCUGAGCAUAAACCAGCAACCGAGGACGUAAAGAUGGACAUAUUUGAGGACGAUGAUGAAUUCGAGGAGUUCGACAUCAACCAAGAGUGGGAUGACAGGGUGGAAGUAAAAGAGGUGAAACAGCAGUGGGAAGAUGAUUGGGACGACCAUGAUGUCAACGAUGACUUCUCGCUGCAGCUGAGGAGGGAACUGGAGACCAGCGUGGUGAAGAGCUAAGUCCAGCAGCUACGGUGUUCCUC
Molecule: messenger RNA, 326 nt
Organism: Linum tenue
Lineage: Eukaryota; Viridiplantae; Streptophyta; Magnoliopsida; Malpighiales; Linaceae
Source: the annotation of a GenBank genome assembly